Malaclemys terrapin pileata is the source of this 1533-nucleotide messenger RNA. It is a transcript of the gene SHCBP1L, whose product is annotated as SHC binding and spindle associated 1 like. Gene Ontology annotation, cellular component: meiotic spindle. The record is from RefSeq and is a predicted model, not a curated record. Gene Ontology annotation, biological process: spermatogenesis; male meiosis cytokinesis. The coding region runs from base 16 to 1533 and encodes 505 amino acids. The transcript has 9 exons. Lineage: Eukaryota; Metazoa; Chordata; Testudines; Emydidae.
GAUGCCAAUAAAGCAAUGAGUAAAUAUCUUCUGGAGAAACUGAAGAUGAAAGAAAAAUGGCUUGGAGUCUGGAAGACCAAUCCAGAGCUUUUCUUCAUCAAUUCUGAAAAUGUCCUUAUACCUUUUGUUGGAAUACUUGUUGAAGUUACUUGCAAACCAUCUCAGAGCACCUCAUCUCACUUGAAAGCUUCUAUAUCUGUUGCUGAACCAUUUUCCUCUAAUAUUGCAAAUAUUCCAAGAGAGCUUGUUGAUAAUGUUUUGGAUGAACUGGACCAUUGUGUACCUUUGCUGGAAAUCUACCCUGUCGAGGGGCAGGAUAUGGUAGUAUUUGAUAUUGCCCAGGCUUUGGACGUUGUGAGGUUUUUCUACGACUUCCUUUGGAGGGACUGGGAUGACGAUGAAAGUUGUGAGACCUAUACGGCACUGGUAGAAGAGAGAAUUAAACUUUGGUGUGAUAUUGAGAAUGGAACUAUUCCUGCUCCAAUUGGUCAACGUUUUAGAAAAAAUCUGGAGAAGUAUAAAAACAUGCAUUUGGAAUUGAUUCAGUACCAAAGUAAUAUUAAAGAAGAACCUACAGCAGAAGAAGCUGUUGAAUGUUGGAAAAAAUACUAUGAACUAGUAAUGCUAUGUGGAUUGCUGAAAAUAUGGGAGGACCUUCGCCUCAGAGCUCAUGGACCUCUGACCCCAAGGAUACUGAGGCGUAGGAGAGGACACAGAGAUGAUGGGAAAGCUGUAACUCAUAUUGUAGCUAAAACAAUGACAGCAGAAAUGGUUAAGGAUUUUUCUGUUGAGACACUGCUUCAACAUGAUAAUUUAAACAUGGCUUUGGAUAGCUGUUACAGUGGCGAUAGUGUGGUCAUUUUCCCGGGAGAAUAUAAGGCUGUAAACCUCUCCAUGUUAACUGAGGAUAUUAUUAUUCAAGGAGCUGGAAAGCCAGAAGAAAUUGUGAUAGUUUCAGAGCCUACUCAUGAGAGUUUUGUGGUAUCCAAAGCCCAAAAUGUGAAACUAAUGCACCUCACUUUAGUACAACAGGGGACUGUUGAUGGUAUUGUGGUGGUUGAAUCUGGUCAUAUGACUUUUGUAAACUGUAUAUUGAAAUGCGAAGGAACUGGAGUCUGUGUGCUUACUGGAGCUUCUCUGACUAUUACAAACAGUGAGAUUACUGGAGCUCAGGGUGCUGGUGUUGAGCUUCACCCAGGAAGCACAGCCAUUUUGGAGGGUAACAAAAUUCACCACUGCAAUAACUUCAAAACCAGUGAGAGUUCACAGGGUGCCCUAGGUGGAAUUAACAUUAAGGUUGUUCCUGUCCCUAAACUGAAGAUGAAAAAUAAUCACAUUUAUAGUAACAAUGGUUAUGGAGUGACCAUCCUUCAGCCUAUGGACCAACUCUCUACUACAGGAGGGAUACUGGAAUUUACUGCAUCGGGCGAUGCAGAGGAAGAUAUGCUUUCCAAACUAAUGCAUGAAUUGAGCCUAGAGAUGAGUAGUAACACAAUAGAUGAUAUCAAGGGUCUCAGCGUAGUUAAUAGUUAA